Molecule: messenger RNA, 2666 nt
Organism: Lates calcarifer (barramundi perch)
Lineage: Eukaryota; Metazoa; Chordata; Actinopteri; Centropomidae
Product: solute carrier family 25 member 45
Exons: 7
Coding region: 153-1010 (285 amino acids)
Biological process (GO): transmembrane transport
Cellular component (GO): mitochondrion
Molecular function (GO): transmembrane transporter activity
Source: RefSeq, a predicted model, not a curated record
AACAAGAAACGCUGCCUCUUAAAUGUCAGUUGACGGUGGUGUUGGUCUCUCAGCCACAGAUCAUUGAUGAGCUGUGAUACCGCAGGAAAACAUUCCGGAGAUGUUCUAAUAAUGAGGUGACUUUUACUGAAGGUUGUGAAAUUGUGCAAGCCAUGCCUUUUUUGGAAUUCAUAGCUGGGAGCAUUUCAGGUGCAGUGGGACUGGCAGUUGGACAUCCAUUAGACACUGUGAAGGUGCGUCUGCAGGCUCAGUCAACGUACAAAGGGAUACUUCACUGUGUGGCUAAAACAUACUCUCAUGAAGGGAUCCGUGGAUUCUUUAAGGGCAUGGCGUUCCCGGUGCUGACCACCGGCAUCACCAACUCUGUUGUCUUUGGCUCUUACAGUAAUGCCUUAGAUUACCUCACUCAGUCUAAGCGCAGUGACCGCACUCAAGACAAACCAGCUUCUGCUGCACAGGUCUUCACCGCCGGCUGCUUCUCAGGUCUGGUGCAGGUGUUUGUGUGUGCACCCAUUGACUUGGUGAAGGUGCGUCUGCAGGGUCAGACAACCGCUGACCGAUACCGUGGACCCUUUCACUGUGUCACUGUGAUCCUGAAGGAGGAAGGACCCAGGGGUCUGUUCAGAGGAGGACUGGCCCUUGCCCUGAGGGAUGUACCCUGCUACGGACUCUACUUUCUGCCUUAUGAGGUCACUCGUAAGGCUCUGACAGAGAGCGGCAAACAACCAGGCACGUUUGCGAUAUUGAUGGCCGGUGGCGUGGCGGGCGUGGUGACCUGGUCCUUUGCCACGCCCAUGGACGUGGUGAAAGCGCGGCUCCAGAUGUCAGGGGCUGGCGGGCGUGAGUACAGCGGGGUCCUCCACUGCAUGAGAGUGAGCGUGCGAGAGGAGGGACUGAGGGUGUUUUUUAAAGGCCUCCUGCUGAACAGCCUCAGGGCCUUCCCUGUCAACGCCGUCACCUUCCUCAGCUACGAGAGUCUGAUGAAAAUUUUCUGUCCUCCGGUCAGGUGACCUCUCUCCUCCUGAUAGUGAAUGUGUUCAUGCUUUGCCUUGCAAAUUCAAAGAUCUUCCUGCAGUGAGGAGAUUUCAAUACACACCAUCAGACUGUAGGUCAGAUAUUCUCAGGCUUACUUCAUGUUACCAGCUGAAACUGUCUCAGGUUUACACUCUUUUCUUUUAAAGAUGAUGAGUGUUGAAGUACUGUUUUUAAGGUCAGGAUAGGUCAACUCUCACCUGGCUGCCUGAACACACUUUGAGGACUGUUUGAUGAAACUGUUGAAGCUGCUGUGAAGUCCUCUGUCAGGUUUCAGCUGCUCGUAUUUACUGGAGACCAAAUCCAUUUUACUUGACAAAUUGUGAAUGUAAACACUGUAACUUUGUUGCAUAUAAGACAACACCAUGUUCUACAUGUUAUUGACUGUAGGUUUAUUUUUUUUAUUUCAAAGCAUUUUACCCCUGUCAACUGGACACAAACACAAAAUGAUUUCUUAAUAAAUAAACAAUACAAAGACUGUCACUGACUUCAUUCUUGGGGAGCGGCCCAGUGUGGACCCCACAGGCCACAUGUAGAUGAUAAAUAUGGAUAGGUAGAGCAUUAUAAGAUGUCACUGAUAAGAUGUUCUGCUAUGUGAGGGAGGGUCCUCACCACUCAUUCUUUAUGUUUCAGGUGGUGGUUGGAGUUGAAAUUGUUGAGAUUUAAAAUGACAGCUGAAUAAUCUCCAUGACAACUGAGCAAACUUGACUGCUGAUAAAGGCCAUGAGAUGUGGCUGAAAACAAUCCAGUACUGGACCUUGAAUUAAAGCAGCUAUAAUCAAUAUUUUUAUGUUAAAAAUGAAUCAAAUGAUGGAGUUUCAUGUGAAGAGGGUUGCUUGUAAUGACAAAUUCAGAGAAAAUGAUCACCUGACUCUAUCCCCUCCCAGCUUACUGAGCUGUUUACCUUUUUUACUGUGUUAAUUCACUCCCACUGCUCGCAGUGUUUACCCAUUGAACACUAUUUGUUCUUAACCACAAAGCAGAUACAGUUAGUAACUAGCUGAUGAACACAGGGGAGCAUUUAGUAACUGAAGAUAUUUCCCUCAAGAGUUGGUGGAGACCAAAGAUAGAACAGGAAGGAGGAGGUGGAUAAUGGCUGAGCAGACAGAAACAGGAUUCCAGAUGAACGCUAACACUGAUCCAUGUUUGCUAACACGUUCAUCACAUUCACGUGAACUUUCAAGUCCAACAUGAAUAUGAUGUUUACACAUACCAACAGGAUAAAGGGGUAUUUCUAACAGGAUCCUGAUGUGCAUGUUGAUACUGGCUGAUGAUCGAAAUAUAAAAAACACUGACAAGGUGCUGAAGAGAAAAUACAUUUACAUCACAGAAUAUUUUUUACAUCUAUGAUUUGCACGUUCCCAAACAUACAGUUCAUAAGCGCUCUGUCCUCUACACCUUCCACAUGUGAACCUUUGAUGAUACAGUACAAAUACACAGAAAAUCUGCCUCUUGAGGCAGCGCCUCCAUUACUUACUAUGGAAGAUUAGUGUAAAAAGACAUAUUCAAACAAAGCAAAGCUCAUUCCUGGAGUUUUAGAGACGCUUUACAGAGAACCAACUCCUCAGACAAAAACAGGAAACAGACAAGUAGAAUGAACAUGUUUGUUAUGUAAAAAAAAAUAAUAAUAAUAA